AUGCUAACGAACUGAAGCAAAAGGAGAAGUUUUCUAUUUUUACCUACAUCCAAUACACCACAACAGCUGCAGCAGCCAUUCUGCUCUUACGGACCUCAAAUCGUUUUUUGACUCAUGCUCAGCGAGGAAAAACUAUUGUAGGGGCUGUAGGCUGUAUUUAUCUAUCUGUGGCUAAUGAAUUCGGGAUAUUUCCUUUCAACUUCUUCGUAAAAGAGAAGGUUUCAAUACGGAAGUCUUGA
Messenger RNA from Haemonchus placei, 239 nucleotides. The record is from the annotation of a GenBank genome assembly. NCBI's taxonomy places the organism in Eukaryota, Metazoa, Nematoda, Chromadorea, Rhabditida, Trichostrongylidae.